CACUGCUAUAAGAGCAACAAACCAGCUCCAUUUGUCAUUCAGCUGUUGGCAACAGGAAACCACCAACAGCAACUCAACACCAAGAAGAAUUAAGGUUUUCUCUUUCUGCACGCUCCAAAGUUUGAAACUCAUCAAAUGGAGCUGAUGGUCCCACGCUGAUGAUCUGGAAGGGGUUUUUUCAACUCAGGUGGACAGCUGAGAUUGGGUGGGAUAUGAUUUAAUCUGCACACAGGACUCUCAAGGAUGGGGUUGUUUGGCAGCAAAAAUCAGCUGAUGCCCAAUGAGAAACACACUUCUGGAGGCAACCCAAAAACCAGGGGCAAACCUCCUCCUGCCCCACCCAAGGGGAGACAAGUUAUCAACAGCCCUCAUCUGAACCAAGCCUCUGCCCAAGAUCAAUUGUUUGUGGUUGCACUCUACGAUUUUCCUGCUUCGAGUGACCGUGACCUGGAGCUGGUCAAGGGGGAGAAACUCCAGGUCCUCUCCAAUGAGGGGGACUGGUGGCUGGCAAAGUCCCUCAGCACUGGGAGGAAAGGAUACAUCCCCAGCAACUUCGUGGCACAAGUGGACAGCUUGGAAGAGGAAAAGUGGUAUUUUAGAACUCUGAGCAGAAAAGAUGCUGAACGGCUGCUGUUGUCUUCUGGGAACAAAGUUGGCUCUUUCCUUGUCAGGGAGAGUGAAACCACCAAAGAUGCCUAUUCCCUGUCUGUGAGGGACAGCAACUCUGCCCACGGGGAUGUCAUCAAACACUACAGGAUCCGCUCCCUGGAUGGUGGGGGGUACUACAUCUCCCCCAGGAUGACUUUCUCCAGCCUGCCAGAGCUCAUCCAUCAUUACAGCCAGAAAGGGGAUGGGCUGUGCCAGCGCCUCACAGCCCCCUGCACAUCCCUGGUGCCCCAGAGACCCUGGGCCCAGGACGAGUGGGAGAUCCCUCGGGAGGCGCUGAAGCUUGUGAAGAAGCUGGGCAGCGGGCAGUUUGGGGAAGUGUGGAUGGGCUACUACAAGAACAACGUCAAGGUGGCUGUGAAGACCAUGAAGGAGGGCAGCAUGGAUCCUGACGCCUUCCUGGCAGAGGCAAACCUGAUGAAGAAGCUGCAGCACAACAAGCUGGUCCGGUUGUACGCCGUGGUCACCAAGCAGCCCAUCUACAUCGUGACAGAGUACAUGGCCAAUGGGUGCUUGCUGGAUUUCCUGAAGACAGAAGAAGGAAGCCAACUGAAUCUCCCCAAACUCAUUGAUAUCUCUGCUCAGGUGGCAGAGGGCAUGGCCUACAUCGAGCGCAUGAACUUCAUCCACCGGGACCUGAGGGCUGCCAACAUCCUCGUCUCGGAGACGCUCUGCUGCAAAAUCGCUGAUUUUGGCCUGGCCAGGCUCAUUGAGGACGAGUACCUGGCUCAGGAAGGUGCCAAAUUUCCCAUCAAAUGGACAGCUCCAGAGGCCAUUAACUAUGGGGUUUUCACCAUCAAAUCUGACGUGUGGUCAUUCGGGAUCCUCCUGACAGAGAUCAUCACCUACGGCAGGAUCCCUUAUCCAGGAAUGACCAACCCCGAGGUGAUUCGCAACCUGGAGCGGGGUUACCGCAUGCCCUGCCCGGAGAUGUGUCCCGGCGAGCUCUACAGCAUCAUCCUCAAGUGCUGGCGCACCAACCCCGAGGAGCGCCCCACCUUCGAGUACCUGCAGUCGGUGCUCGAGGACUUCUACACCUCCACGGAGAAGCAGUACGAGCCCGAGCCGCAGCAGUGAGCACAGCCCCGCCAGCUGCUGGGGACAGCGGGGACAGCGCUGCGGGACAGCGGGAACAGUGGGGACAGCGCUGGAUGGACAGGAGGGACAGUGCUGGAUGGACAGGGGUACAGCGCUGGAUGGACAGUGGGGACAGCAGGGGACAGCGCUGGAUGGACAGGAGGGACAGUGCUGGAUGGACAGUGGGGACAAGCAGGGGACAGUGCUGGAUGGACAGUGGGGACAAGCAGGGGACAGCGCUGGAUGGAC
Molecule: messenger RNA, 1992 nt
Organism: Ficedula albicollis (Collared flycatcher)
Lineage: Eukaryota; Metazoa; Chordata; Aves; Passeriformes; Muscicapidae
Gene: BLK
Product: BLK proto-oncogene, Src family tyrosine kinase
Exons: 13
Coding region: 244-1743 (499 amino acids)
Biological process (GO): protein phosphorylation; cell surface receptor protein tyrosine kinase signaling pathway; cell differentiation
Cellular component (GO): extrinsic component of cytoplasmic side of plasma membrane
Molecular function (GO): signaling receptor binding; ATP binding; non-membrane spanning protein tyrosine kinase activity
Source: RefSeq, a predicted model, not a curated record